UAAGACAACUGAGAUUGGUUCUGUUGAUCAAGUGUUAAUAAACAACAAAGUGGCUCUAGACAACUCACAGCUGAUCUCAAACAACUCCUCCACUACCAGAAACAUACACAUCCACUCCUACAAGAUUCCAUACUGCCAUACACAAUAUCGUCAAAAGUCCUUUGGGGCACCUGCACUUUACCGAACAUGCCGCUACCUAAAGGCACACGGACGGCACAUAUACAGGCCAGUCAUGGCCCAGACAGCAAUAUGAUGAAAUUCUACAUAACACAAAAUUCUUCUACAUAUGGAAAACAUUUUGCGAACUUUAAACCAAGGCCAGGUCGUCAUUCAGGAACUGGCUACCUAUCAAAUUUCCGACCAGGUGUAUAUUACAAUAACAGAUUAGACCAGCAGGACAAUCCAGCUUUAGCACGUAUAUGUACACAGAAUUACCGUAGCGUAACCAGUAUAGAUUUCCAAUCCUACAAGGAACAUCAAGGCAAUGAACCUUUGCCGUUUAACACUCACCAAGUAGGAUCUGGAUUUGUCCGACAAAAACCAAUUACAUUUCCCCUUGAAAGUGAGGCAAAGGGUGUGUUCAUUGAUACAAGGGCUGCAUCAGCCCCUGCCAAUAUAUUACCAAAGUCUAAACCCCUGCUGCACUCUCUCAGAGCCAAAGAUCCAGUAGAACUUGAGAACAGUGGUUAUGGUCCGAAGUACAUGUUAUCAGAGACAAAACAGAGGUUUCUGGGACCCCAGCCUGAGAGAAAUGGUGUAAGCUAUUACCAUGUGGACACGUCAGGGAAGACAGUUGGACCUAAAGAAUAUUCAGGCUAUGUUCAUGCUUAUAAUGAUGAACCAAUAACAUUUAUCCCUGGAAACCCACACAACAAUGAAAGACCAGGAUGGGCCACAAUGAGACCGACUGGUCCCAGCAUCAUGAAAACUAGUUUCCAACCUUCUUCAUAUCCAAAGGGUGAUGAACCAUUCUCGACAGUAUCCCAUGGCUCUGAUCGUGGGUCUGGUUUCGUACGGGAGAAAUCAAAGCCAUUGUAUGUACAUAGAGUGAUGGGGGAUGCUUAUGACAAAGCGGGAGAUGUACCACAGCUACGUCUCGAAAGAACACAGAAAAAAGAUCCAACAGAAUACUUCAAUAUGCAACACCCUAACAAUCAUUCUAGUAUUAUAAUGGACACGUACAAGGGUCAGCAGCGACCCACAGAGACAGAGUGUGACCGUUUAGGUCGUACAGCCUCCGGAAGCCAGGAAUUGUCAGGAUACAGUGAGAACAAUGACAGAUUUGUAGCCACUGACGACAACCCUAAACGAUUUGUUACACACUAUAUGACCAGAUUUAGAGAUCGCACAGAGGUAGGUGUGGAUCGUGAAGGACAUUGCCGCGGAGGUUUACAGGAUCAGAAACCAGACGGCUUUACAAAGAGCACAUCUGUUCAUUCUUAUGGACCAGAAAUACAGUCAACAGAAACUCUUAGAAGACUUCAUCCAUAUGUAGCAAGGAGUUUACAAGCAAGGGACGUGUUUUUCGAUGACCAUACGUAUGACAGCAAAUUACACAGUUCCCAGCAGCAGCCAGUAGCCGCCAUGUCAUAGAGACCUCAGGAGCCUGUGUGUCCGUCCAUUUUAGUGUCAAUAUAUAUAACAGUAUUUUCAUUUUGUAAAUAGUGGAAACAUUGAUAAAGUAUUAUUAUUAGUGUUUAAAAAUAAAAUCAGUUAAUGAAUUUUA
This is a messenger RNA of Mercenaria mercenaria, 1726 nucleotides long. Its product is annotated as protein phosphatase 1 regulatory subunit 32-like. The record is from RefSeq and is a predicted model, not a curated record. NCBI's taxonomy places the organism in Eukaryota, Metazoa, Mollusca, Bivalvia, Venerida, Veneridae. Gene Ontology annotation, molecular function: phosphatase binding. Bases 187 to 1593 code for a protein of 468 amino acids. The transcript is spliced from 12 exons.